This is a messenger RNA of Chrysochloris asiatica (Cape golden mole), 1680 nucleotides long. RefSeq names its product essential meiotic structure-specific endonuclease 1 (gene EME1). Gene Ontology annotation, biological process: resolution of meiotic recombination intermediates; mitotic intra-S DNA damage checkpoint signaling; double-strand break repair. Bases 1 to 1680 code for a protein of 559 amino acids. The transcript is spliced from 8 exons. NCBI's taxonomy places the organism in Eukaryota, Metazoa, Chordata, Mammalia, Afrosoricida, Chrysochloridae. Gene Ontology annotation, cellular component: Holliday junction resolvase complex; nucleus. The record is from RefSeq and is a predicted model, not a curated record. Gene Ontology annotation, molecular function: nuclease activity; DNA binding.
AUGGCUCUAACAAAGUCAUCUCUCUUCCUGGAUUCCAAUGAGAGUGAUACCGAGGAGUUGCCAACAUUUGCCUUUCUAAAGAAGGAGCCAUCUUCAACACAGAGAAGGCAGCUUCAGGGGGAGAAGGUCACAGUAAUUAACGUCUCAGAUUCAGAAACUGUCACAUACACAAAGCCUGUCAGGAUGCUAAGCAGUGAAAGUGACAAUGAAGAGAAUGAAGAGGAAUUCGUUCCACUGGCUGAGAGACUUAAGUGUCGGUUUUUGACCUGCAAACAGUUGAGCCCUGAGGGCACUAAUUCCCCAAUUUCACGCAUAUUGGGUCAUCAAAAUAAGGAAGGCACAUUAUGUGACUGGAAAAAAAAAACCUUUCCAAAGGUCCCUGCUAUUCCCCUCCAUGAUACCUCAGAGAGGGCUGCUUCAAAUAACAAGGGCCCUGCCUUAGAUGAUCCAUGCCCUCAGCUUUCAGCAUACCAACCUACCUGCUCUGUCCAGGGCAAUAGCUUGUCAGUAACAAAAACAAAUUCUGAGGUCCCCCUACCUCAGAAGAGAGCCAAGCACAGUUAUAAGGUUCAGGGAAGAGACUGGCAGGGAUGUCGGCAGCAGGGACAAGUGAACCAGAAGGAAAGCACCCUGAGGCAACAGGAGAGGACGAGGAAGCCAUUGAAGGAAAACAGGGGGACCACCCAGAGGCCAGAGGAGUGCUUAAAGCACAUGGCUGCAGUGCUGGAUCCAGAGCUCUUACAGAUGGAAGGUGGGGGCCAGCUCCUUGGGGCGCUGCAGUCCAUGGAGUGCCGCUGUGUGAUUGAGGCGCAGGCUGUGCCUUGCAGCAUCACUUGGAGAAGGGCUGGGCUGUCUGAGGAUGGAGGAGAGGACUGGGCAGAAGAGCCAGUAGUCCUGGUGCUGCUCCUGGCAAAAGCAGUUGUGUCCAGAAUCACCAACUUAAAGCAGGAAAGCUUGGGUGACUCCAACAAAGGGAAGGAAGCACUUCGGAGUUUUGUAGUGGACGUCAGCGCAAAGACAACAGGGAAAGCUCUGUCCUUGGUGAUUGUGGAUCAGGAAAAAUGUUUCAGUGCCCAGAAUCCUCCAAGGAGAAGGAAACAGGGAGUGACAAGUAGAGACCAGGCCAAGGAGAAGCAGAGACCACCAGAGGGCAACUCAGGGUCCAGGCCUCUGGUUACCAGGGUAGACUUGGAAGAGGCACUGGUGGAUCUGCAGCUCCACACAGAAGCCCAGGUUCAGAUUCUGCAGAGUUGGAAAGAGAUGGCUGACUAUGCAUGCACAUUCACAAAGGCAGUGGCUGAGGCACCCUUCAAGAAGCUCCGAGAUCAGACUGCUUUCUCCUUCUGUCUGGAAAGUGACUGGGCUGCAGGAGGGAAGGUGGACAGUUCUGGCAGGGGCCUUGCCCUGGUCUGGAGGAGACAGAUUCAGCAGCUGAACCGAGUCAGCCUGGAAAUGGCCAGUGCCAUUGUGAAUGCCUACCCGUCCCCCCAGCUCCUGGCUCUGGCCUACCAGCGGUGUUUUUCAGAGCAAGAGCGCCAGAAUUUGCUUGCAGAUAUAAAAGUUCGACGUGGGGUAGGUGUGACCUCCACCUCCCGUCGUGUUGGACCAGAACUGUCCAGGCGUGUCUACCUCCAGAUGACAACCCUGCAGCCAGAUCUCUCUCUAGAUGGUACGGAUUGA